AUGACCAACUUCAAGGUUGACAUUGUUAGCGACACCGUAUGCCCAUGGUGCUACGUAGGAAAAAAGCGCUUGGAAAGGGGAAUCGCAGCCUACAUGGAGAAACACCCGGACUCCAGUGAUACCUUUCAAACCAGCUGGUACCCAUUCUAUUUGAACCCGGAUGCGCCAAAGAGUGCCGACAAGCAACAAUUGUACGAAUCUAAAUUCGGCAAAGAACGCACAGCAAUGAUGCAAGAGCGACUCUCGCAGAUUGGCAAAGACGAGGGAAUCAACUUCAAGUACGGCGGCAAGACAGGAAACACACGCGAUUCGCACCGACUUGUGCAACUUGGAAAAACCAAGGGCCCGCAGAUGCAGACUCGCGUGAUCGAGGAGCUCUUCGCUGCGUACUUUGAGAAUGAGAAGGACAUUACCACUCAAGAGAUCCUUACUGAGGCAGGAAUCAAGGCAGGACUUGAUGAGAAAGAGAUCAAGGAUUGGCUGGAGUCAGGCAAAGGAGGACCUGAAGUUGACAAGGAAGUCCAGCAGGCGCGCCGACAACAGAUUACAGGCGUUCCCAACUUUACCAUUAACGAUCAGUUUGAGAUCGGAGGUGCGCAGGAACCGGAGGCUUUUGUUCAGUUAUUCGAGAGAUUGAAGAGGCAAGAGGGCAGCGGUUAG
Messenger RNA from Alternaria ethzedia, 660 nucleotides. RefSeq lists its product as uncharacterized. The coding region runs from base 1 to 660 and encodes 219 amino acids. The record is from RefSeq and is a predicted model, not a curated record. The transcript has 2 exons. Lineage: Eukaryota; Fungi; Ascomycota; Dothideomycetes; Pleosporales; Pleosporaceae. Gene Ontology annotation, molecular function: oxidoreductase activity.